Molecule: messenger RNA, 1162 nt
Organism: Mytilinidion resinicola
Lineage: Eukaryota; Fungi; Ascomycota; Dothideomycetes; Mytilinidiales; Mytilinidiaceae
Product: putative sterol-4-alpha-carboxylate 3-dehydrogenase, decarboxylating
Exons: 2
Coding region: 28-1107 (359 amino acids)
Biological process (GO): steroid biosynthetic process
Molecular function (GO): 3-beta-hydroxy-Delta5-steroid dehydrogenase (NAD+) activity
Source: RefSeq, a predicted model, not a curated record
CCUCUCUAAUAGUCUUUCUACUUCACUAUGUCCAGCAAACAAAGCAUAACCUCCGCCCUCGUAAUUGGCGGCUGUGGUAAUCUCGGCCACAAUGUCGUCAAGCAACUCCUGAAGCUAGAGCCUCAACCAAAAGUAUCCGUUUUUGAUUUAAGAACCACGCAGAACCGCCAGCCGGGCGUGGAAUAUUACGAUGUGGAUAUCACAAACAAGAGCCAGGUUGAUGCGGCGAUGAGCAAAGCUCGGCCGCAGGUCGUUUUCCACACCGCAUCCCCUCCGCCGGCAUUGUCUGAUCUUCCGCUUUAUUUGAAGGUCAACGUGGAAGGGACGCGGACUUUAGUGAAGAGCGCGAAAGAGCACGGCACAAAAGCCUUCGUCUACACCUCCAGCGCCUCGGUCGUCCACGACUCCUUCCACGACCUAAUCGAAGCCGACGACAACAGCCCCCUGCUGUACAUGCCUGUCCAGCGCGAAAUGUACUCGCACACCAAAGCCCUAGCCGACCAGCUCGUGCUCGACAGCAAUGCCCCCGGCACCAUGCUGACGGCCUGCAUCCGGCCCUCCGGCAUCUUUGGCGAGCGCGACCCGUCAGCCCAGCGCUUUGCCGACAGUGCCAAGGCCGGGAAGUUGAAGGUCCAAAUCGGCAACGGGCAGAACCUAUUCGAUUGGACGUUCAACGAGAACGUUAUUCAUGCGCAUUUCCUUGCCGCGCAGAAGCUGCUAGAGAGCUUCGAGAAGGAGCCCCCGCCUGAACUGCGCGUUGGUGGAGAGGGGUUCUUAAUUACUAAUGACCAGCACAUCACGUUCUGGGAGUUUGCGCGACAGAUUGGGGAUGCGGCGGGCUAUCCAACAGACAGGGAAAAAGUGCGGAGUCUCCCGAGGGGCUUGAUGCUUGGGUUGGCCAUUGCGACUGAGUGGUGGAUUUGGCUCUCGAGCUUUGGACGCAAGACUUCAUCGAUGGAAAGCUUGGCCAUUCGGUAUAGUACCAUGACAAGGACGUAUAACAUCGCCAAGGCGAAAAGGGUACUGGGAUAUAAGCCGAUAGUUAGCUUGCCAGAUGCAAUCAGGAGGGCAGGAGGUUCGUUCAAGGAGGAAAAGAAGACAGUAUAGCUAUGACAGACUGAUGUUUGUACCUCAAUUGCACAAUUCUUGACACUGCCGGUAA